AUGGGUGGGAACCAGUCCUGGGUCAGAGAAUUCACCCUGAUCGGAUUCCAGCUCAGUGCAGAGAUGGAGGGACUACUCUUCUGGAUCUUCUUACUGUUCUAUAUCUUCAGUCUGUUGGCAAACGGCACGAUCCUGGGACUCAUCUGUCUGGAUCCCAGACUGCACACCCCCAUGUACUUCUUCCUCUCACACCUGGCCGUCAUUGACAUGUCCUAUGCUUCCAACAACGUCCCCAAGAUGCUGGCAACCUUAGUGAGCCAGAAUAGAACCAUCUCCUUUGUCCUGUGCAUAAUGCAGACGUUUUUGUAUAUGGUUUUUGCUCACACAGAGUGCCUGAUUUUGGUGGCGAUGUCCUAUGAUAGGUUUGUGGCCAUCUGCCACCCCCUCCAUUACACUGUCAUCAUGAGCUGGAGAGUGUGCACGGUCCUGGCCGUCACUUCCUGGUCAUGUGGAUUUAUCAUCUCUCUGGUACAUGUGACUCUCCUUCUAAGGCUGCCCUUCUGUGGGCCCCAGGAAGUGAACCACCUCUUCUGUGAAAUCCUGUCUGUCCUCAAGCUGGCCUGUGCUGACACUAGGCUCAACCAAGUUGUCAUCUUCGUUGCCUGUGUGUUUGUCUUAGUGGGGCCCCUCUGCCUGGUGCUGGUCUCCUACACACACAUCCUUUCUGCCAUCCUGACGAUCCAGUCAGGGGAGGGCCGCAGAAAGGCCUUCUCCACCUGCUCCUCGCACCUCUGUGUGGUCGGGCUCUUCUUUGGCAUAGCCGUGGUGGUGUAUGUGGUCCCAGACUCCAGUCAGCGAGAGGAGCAGGAGAAAAUGCUGUCCCUGUUUCACAGUCUCUUUAACCCCAUGCUGAACCCCGUCAUCUACAGCCUGAGGAAUGCUCAGGUGAAGGACGCCAUGUGGAGGGCCCUGCGGAAGAAUGGGCCCAGGUGA
Messenger RNA from Hipposideros armiger (great roundleaf bat), 933 nucleotides. RefSeq names its product olfactory receptor 2A2-like. The record is from RefSeq and is a predicted model, not a curated record. The coding region runs from base 1 to 933 and encodes 310 amino acids. The transcript has a single exon. Lineage: Eukaryota; Metazoa; Chordata; Mammalia; Chiroptera; Hipposideridae. Gene Ontology annotation, cellular component: membrane. Gene Ontology annotation, biological process: G protein-coupled receptor signaling pathway. Gene Ontology annotation, molecular function: olfactory receptor activity; G protein-coupled receptor activity.